AUGAAAAGCUCUUGUUCCUCUUCCUCCAAUAACCAUAAACACUCGGCAGUCAGGAAAGUAAAUGUACCCUCGUUGGUCAUGGUGAAUAGUCCACGUGUGCAACAACAAGGUUCAUCCUCCCACUCGGAUCAUCUGGUUGUUGUUUCGGCUCAUGCUUCAUCGGCGCAUCCAGCUACAACCUCCUCAACCAGGAAUUCAUCUCCUCGAUCAUCAUUGAACAAUUCAAUGACUUCUUCCUCAUCGUCAAACUCUCCUCCACAACAAUUGCCACGCCUUCCAUGCAAGGAAUUUCAUUCUCCACAAAUCAAACUCCAUGAACGAGAUUUACUUUCCAGCGCAGACAAUUCCAGCAUUAUGGCAUUCAUGCCUUAUUUGAGAAUAUUUGCACCAGGACUUCAUCGUGUCUUAUCGUGUCAGUCAUUUGUGAAAUCACUCUCUGUGGACGAACAAGUGUGUAUGCAGAGUUUGGUGUGUUAUGUGUAUGGACAUGUCGUCACAUUUGAUCGAGAUUUACAAUCCUCUCUGAGAUACUUGUUGUGUUUACAGGAGGCUCAUGGAGAUUUGGUUGAAAUUAAGCAACAAGCUCUCGAACAUGUGAAAAGUUCUCUUCGAAUUUCGAAUGUGUUAAAUGCUCUCGAAAUGGUGGAUGCUUAUUUAGUUCGAAUCGAUCAAUGUUUCUAUGGAAACAACAAGAUCUUGGAAAAUGAUGAGAAUGGUGGUCUCUCAAGAAAUGUCCAUGUUGUAAAUAGCGUCAUUUCACAACAAACACCACCGCAACGAACGGAAGAUGGCUCCACAAGGAUGGAAGAUCAGAAAAACUCUCCAUGGUUGCAACAACUGUUGCAUUCCUAUCCAUCAAACAGCACCUCUCCUCUCAAAAUUGUACGAGAUUAUUGUCUCAGUUUUAUCAAGCGCAAUGUCUAUGAGCAAGAAUUCGAUCUUCGUUUCAAUCCACGAAUUGAAAAAUAUAUUUUCCAAUUCUACAAUAGAAAACCAACAGAUAUGGAACCAUGGAAGGAACGUAAAUAUGUGGUACCUUCAAACGCCUUGGAAUUGCUCUUGGAAGAUCCACUCUCAGAUCAUGAUUUUGCUAUUUGUGUGAAUGAGAAUGAAUUUAUCCAGGUUCACAAAACUAUACUUGCAUCGAAUAGCUUAUUCUUUGAAUCCUUAUUACAACAUCAGCAGCAUUCCAACACUUCCAUCACAGGUGGAAGUACUUCCAUUUUCACCGAUAUUCGAAAUCAAGUGUUUUAUCCUCAACCCGAUACAAACGUGUGUCCGCUCUGA
Molecule: messenger RNA, 1287 nt
Organism: Naegleria fowleri
Lineage: Eukaryota; Heterolobosea; Eutetramitea; Acrasida; Naegleriidae
Exons: 1
Coding region: 1-1287 (428 amino acids)
Molecular function (GO): protein binding
Source: RefSeq, a predicted model, not a curated record